Molecule: messenger RNA, 1281 nt
Organism: Aedes albopictus (Asian tiger mosquito)
Lineage: Eukaryota; Metazoa; Arthropoda; Insecta; Diptera; Culicidae
Product: brachyurin
Exons: 2
Coding region: 184-1107 (307 amino acids)
Biological process (GO): proteolysis
Molecular function (GO): serine-type endopeptidase activity
Source: RefSeq, a predicted model, not a curated record
CACAUCGAAAAUGUCUGUUGCUAAUCCGCCGCUGGGGCAAGAUGAUAAGACACACCGGCCACAGCUCGGACACGGAUAGGAACACCUUUCGCCCAUCACACACGGUUUGGUUGCAUUUCCGAUUGGGUGUUUUGCUGCUGGUGUCUUCUGAGUUGGAACUUUCGUUGAGAUAGCUUAUUAGAGAUGAAUCGAUUGGCGGUGCUGAGCGUCCUUCUGGUGGCACUUGUGGGAUCAACGGUGACCAUCAGCGUCCCCAGCAGGUCUAUUCGUAAGAUCGAUUGGAGCUUGGUUAGACCUAUUGAUGAGUUUGCCCAUGUGCGGCAAAUUAUCCAAAGCUUGAAAGGAGAUGCCCAGUCUGCCAUGAAUCAACGGAUUGUCGGUGGCGAUAUUGCAUCAGCAGGACAGAUUCCGUAUCAGGUGGCCAUCUUGGCUGACAUUGAAGACGGAUGGGGACUUUGUGGAGGAGCCUUGAUCUCGACAAAUUACGUGCUAACCGCCGCGGUAUGUGCCAAUGGAGCCAGUGAGGGAACUGUUAUUUUAGGGGCGCAGAAUUUGCAAAACGAAAACGAAGCUGGCCAAGUGCGAAUGGAUUUCUCCAGCUCGGAUGUCUCCAUCCACGAAGAAUACGUUGAGUUCAUCUUCAGGAACAAUAUCGCCGUGAUCAGACUACCGCAAUCUGUAUCGGUGACGGAGAGGAUCCGGCUGGCAGUGUUGCCAGCUGUUACCGAUUCGCGGACGUUCUCAGGAAUGCAGGGCACCGUCAGUGGAUUCGGUCGUACCUCGGAUGCCAGCACUUCGUUCUCCGAUGUCCUGCGUUACGUGUCGAAUCCAAUCCUGACGAAUGCCGAUUGUAGUGCUGGCUGGUAUGGAGAUCUGGUUGACGGACAGAAAAUGUGUUUGGCUUAUACCAAUGCACGUGGGCCUUGUAUCGGAGAUGUCGGAGGACCCCUGACAGUACAGGAUGCCGGCCAAAGUCUGCUCGUUGGACUGUUUUCAUUCGGGUACGCUGCUGGAUGUGAGUCCCAGUGGCCGGCGGUUUUCGUUCGAGUCACUUUUUACCUCAACUGGAUAGCUUCGCACACCGAUGCCGUUAUCGGAUCGAACUGACCUAAUCGGUGUGUUGUAAAGUUGGCUGGAUACUGCAGAACCAUAAAAGUCAACUGAUGCCAGUCAUGUCACGGUGGACUGAAAAACUGCGGGCUACCGGUAUUGAGUUAGCGGUGUGUAUCGAUAAGAUAAAUAUAUUAAUUUUCGGAAGGUAGCAGCUAAGCAUGCAAUAAA